Messenger RNA from Carassius gibelio (silver crucian carp), 3530 nucleotides. RefSeq names its product sodium- and chloride-dependent GABA transporter 2-like. Gene Ontology annotation, cellular component: membrane. The transcript is spliced from 14 exons. Lineage: Eukaryota; Metazoa; Chordata; Actinopteri; Cypriniformes; Cyprinidae. The record is from RefSeq and is a predicted model, not a curated record. The coding region runs from base 74 to 1846 and encodes 590 amino acids. Gene Ontology annotation, biological process: sodium ion transmembrane transport.
UGUGUCUAGACUCACUUCUUCAAAUCAUUCACACACAUCUACGAAGGCACUGACGGACAUAAACACUGUGAGUAUGGCAGGCUCCUCCACCAGCCGGACAGGGAACCAACAGGUUAAUCAAAGUCCUGAAGAGAGAGGCCAAUGGGCAAACAAGGUUGAAUUUCUGCUAACUGUGGCCGGAGCUAUCAUUGGGCUCGGAAAUGUUUGGAGGUUCCCAUAUCUUUGUUAUAAAAAUGGAGGAGGGGCUUUUUUCAUUCCAUAUGUCUUGUACCUUCUUACUUGUGGUAUCCCACUUUUUGUGCUUGAGACAUCUUUGGGUCAGUACACGAAUCAGGGAGGCAUCACAUGUUGGAGAAAGAUCUGUCCUCUUUUUGAAGGAAUGGGUUAUGCGAGUCAAAUGAUAAUUGUCUAUGGCUCAAUCACCUACAUCAUCAUCAUAGCCUGGGCCUUUCUGUACCUUUUCUCAGCCUUCAGUGUGGAACUGCCCUGGGCCAGCUGCAGCAAUCUGUGGAACACAGAUACUUGUACUGUGCUUGGUGGGAAGAAUUCUAGUUCAAAGUGGAUGACUCCUCUUAAUGCCUCUUCCUCUGUGAUGGAGUUCUGGCAUCACAGAGUUUUGCGGCUGUCCAGUGGAAUAGAGCAUUUGGGCACAGUAAGGUGGGACUUGGCUCUUAUUCUGUUACUUGUCUGGAUCCUGGUCUACUUCUGCAUCUGGAAAGGCGUGAAAUCUACUGGGAAGGCAGUCUAUUUCACAGCAACAUUCCCUUAUGUUAUGCUCCUGAUACUGCUUGUACGAGGAGUCACUCUACCUGGUGCCAUAAACGGCAUCUACUAUUAUAUAUACCCAGACCUGACGCGGCUAGCUGACCCACAGGUAUGGAUGGACGCUGGUACUCAAAUCUUUUACUCUUACGCCAUAUGUCUUGGAUACCUCAGCUCUCUUGGAAGCUACAAUCAAUAUAACAAUGACUGUUAUAAGGACUCUUUCUACCUCUGCUUUCUGAACAGUGGAACCAGUUUUUUAGGUGGAUUUGCUAUUUUCUCUGUUCUGGGUCACAUGGCACUGGAGCAAGGGGUGGACAUAUCUCUUGUAGCCGAGUCUGGUCCAGGACUUGUGUUUAUAGUGUACCCUCAGGCGGUGACAUUGUUGCCGUGGUCUCAGUUCUGGGCUGUGUGUUUCUUUAUCAUGAUCAUCCUUUUGGGCUUGGACAGUCAGUUUGUUGGACUGGAGAGCAUAAUGACGUCAGUGACAGAUAUCUUUCCCACGGUGUUGAGACGUGGCUUCAGAAGAGAGAUGCUACUUUUAGGGAUUUGCCUCGUCUGCUACUUGAUGGGCUUCUUCAUGAUCACAGAGGGUGGUCUCUACAUCAUUCAGUUGUUUGAUCAUUACGUCUGCAGUGGAGCCACUCUCCUGUUCCUGGCUACAUGUCAGUCUGUGGCCAUUGGAUGGGUAUAUGGUGCUGACCGAUUCUAUGAGAACCUAGAAGACAUGAUUGGCUACAAACCCUGGCCCAUGAUGAAGUACUGCUGGCUCUAUGUCACCCCCUCUGUCUGUGUGGGCACCUUUAUCUUCUCUCUGGUCAAGUACAGUCCCUUGAAGUUUAAUAACUCAUAUGUGUAUCCAUGGUGGGCAUACGCUAUUGGCUGGUUCCUUGCAGUAUCUUCUCUCUCCCUCAUCCCCAUUAUCAUGAUCUACAAACUCUAUAAGCAGAAAGGGACCUUCUGGGAGCGUCUCCAGUUGGCUUGCACUCCAGCAGAGGAUCUACCUCAGUCUCAGAGUCUCUCAGCACAUCAUUAUACUCUGUCAUCCUGUAAAGACAGAGAAAAGACCCCAGACCACCAUUAAUAUUUAAAUACCAUUACCUCAAUUGUCCUUAAAUAUUAAAUAGCAGGUCAGUCAAUUAGUCCUAAUGGCUUAAUUAAUUAAGUUUUCCAGUUUGAAGAAAAAAAUUGUUAGGUGGCCUAGUGAAAGUUAAAUUGAUAUAUUAAAGAGGCAAAACAUUAAUGUAAGGUAUCAUCUUAAAUAACUCCAGAUAUCCUUCCUUCUGUAUAAAAUAAGAUAAUAUGGACUGUAAUCUAUUAGUGCUGUUUCUGAGCCCAAGUUAUGACAAAAUACUUUUUAUGCAGAUACUUUACAGAUGCAGAUACUUUUACUAUACAAACAUAUACUGUACAAGAUGAACAAAGCAGCCAUGCGUUUUGACAGUUGGCUGUUCUCUGAGGACAGCUUAUUAGAUUUUCUUUAUGAUUUUCUCAUGCAAGUUAACCUGCUAUAAAAUCAAUAAAGCAGUCAGGCAUUGUUUUUAAAGUAGAUCGGCUAUGAUGAAUAAAGCAGUCAUGCGUUUGGACAGUUGGGUGUUCUCCGAGGACAGCUUAUUUGGGAUUUCCUUUAAGAUUUUCUCAUGCAAGAUAACCUGUUAUAAGAUAAAUUGAGCUGUCUGGCAUUGUUUUUAUGUGAUCCCUGGUCAGAGCUUUAUUGAUAUUUCUUUCAGUGAUAUUCAGUGUUUCACAUAACUUGAGGGCAUUAUGUAAAAUUUGCUUAAUCAGCACCAAGGUUUUGGAAAGUACAAGUCACAGACAGGAAUGAUGUAUUUUUCUACUUGUAUGUUUUGUAGUAUGUAGCCUUCAGUCAUUUUUUUUAAAAACACAUAUUCUAGUUUCUUUUUAGAUUUAUCAUACAUAUAAAACAGAUUUUUUUUAUACAUAUAUAUAUAGAUUAUGUAUUAACAGAAUGUAUAGCAGAAUCUUUUUAACAUCCGUCAGAUUAGUCUACAAAUCAAACAUAUCUUUAUUUGUAUAGAAGAGAGUUUCAUGAAUUUUAGAGACACAAUGAACAGACUGAAGAGAGAAAUAGUUUUUGUUUCUGUCUGGAAAUUUUCCAAUCUCCCAGAUGAUAAAAUUUGAAACUCUAUUCUACUCCUUCUUGAUAGGAUCUGAUUACUAACUUCACAGACAAGCACCCAUUUUUAAACUCCAACAAUAGGAUUUUGUAGGUCAUAACCUCUAUGACUUCGUUUACUUAUUUCCAUAGUCAUAGAUUAAACUUAAUCCAGGAUAGCUGCACUCUGAAAUGUGGGCUUCCAUAAAAAUCCUUUGAAGUCUUGGAUCAUGAAACAUCUGUUUAGAAAACCAGGAUUAUGGUGAUAAUGAUUCAAACUGAUGUUGCUCUGCCAAAAAAAGUCACUGCUAGGCCACAUUGUGUGCUAUUUGUUUAACACUUUUUAAAGUUCUCUGCCUAACAUAUAUUCAAUAUAAUUGUAAGUAUUGAAUAUUUAAUAAUUAGCAUCACUGGCAGGAGUUAGAAAACACUCAAUGAUUUAGAAAAUUGUAUGAUCAGGUUUUCUCUAAUUCUAUUCCAAAGAAAGCAUUUCAAAUCUAUAUGCAACUAAUGCAGAGUGACUGUGUUGAAAUCAUGAUUGUCAUCUCCAAUUACAUUCAAGCUUGAUGCCAAAUAAUUAAUAACCUUUUGUGUGUCAUUUGGUGUAAUGUAAAGGAAUGUACACAUUAAAAAGUCUUAUUUCUUUAAUGAA